This is a messenger RNA of Tremella mesenterica DSM 1558, 324 nucleotides long. RefSeq lists its product as uncharacterized. The record is from RefSeq and is a predicted model, not a curated record. The transcript has a single exon. NCBI's taxonomy places the organism in Eukaryota, Fungi, Basidiomycota, Tremellomycetes, Tremellales, Tremellaceae. Bases 1 to 324 code for a protein of 107 amino acids.
AUGUCAGUCUCCUUUGCAUCAGGUACCAACCCACCACGACGAUCACCCUUGAGAGAAAACACCUUCGUCUCACCUCCUUCGACUCAUAGAUCUUCUCCGUCCCCUUCAGAAUUAGGUUUCACACCUUCCACCCGAGUUCGCCGUUUUGAUGACCCGGAACGACAACCGUUGAUCAGUACUUCGGAAUUAGGCAGACGGAGGACGUACGUACCGAUCGUGUUGAGUGUGUUGGGGUUGGUCAUCUUCGGGAUUCUGGUGGGUUUUGGAGGUUGGAAGAUUGGGAAAGGUGAAGGAGGUGGAAGAUGGCCAGGGGGACCUUAUUGA